Molecule: messenger RNA, 1641 nt
Organism: Penicillium canescens
Lineage: Eukaryota; Fungi; Ascomycota; Eurotiomycetes; Eurotiales; Aspergillaceae
Product: putative IMP dehydrogenase
Exons: 3
Coding region: 1-1641 (546 amino acids)
Biological process (GO): GTP biosynthetic process
Cellular component (GO): cytoplasm
Molecular function (GO): IMP dehydrogenase activity
Source: RefSeq, a predicted model, not a curated record
AUGCCUAUCAGCGCCAACGACGCUGCACCCGGUGCCGCUAUGAAGGCUGAGAUCCAGGACUACGCCAACGCCCUGGAGGUGUUGAAGACCUACACCACCCCGGAUGGUCUGGACGUUGAUACCCUGCUUGACUCUGACAAGCACGGUGCUUUGACCUACAACGAUUUCCUGAUCCUCCCCGGUUACAUCGGUUUCGGUGCCCACGAAGUUGACCUGACCACCCCGGUCACUAAGCGUAUCUCGCUGAAGGCCCCCCUUGUGUCCUCCCCCAUGGACACUGUCACCGAGCACAACAUGGCUAUCCACAUGGCCCUGCUCGGUGGUCUCGGUGUCAUCCACCACAACUGCUCCCCCGAGGACCAGGCCGAGAUGGUCCGCAAGGUGAAGAGAUACGAGAACGGUUUCAUCCUGGACCCCGUUGUGCUCUCUCCCACGGCCACCGUCGGUGAGGCCAAGGAGUUGAAAGCGAAGUGGGGCUUCGGUGGCUUCCCUGUCACUGAAAACGGAACCCUCCGCUCCAAGCUCGUUGGUAUGGUCACCUCCCGUGACAUUCAGUUCCACCGUGAGCUGAACGAUCCCGUGACUGCCAUCAUGGCCACGGAUCUUGUUACUGCCCCUGCCGGUACCACCCUGCAGGAGGCCAACGAGGUUCUCCGUCAGUCUAAGAAGGGAAAGCUUCCUAUUGUUGACUCCAAUGGCAACAUCGUCUCUCUGCUUUCCCGCUCUGACCUGAUGAAGAACCUCCACUACCCCCUCGCCUCCAAGCUCCCCGACUCCAAGCAGCUCAUCUGUGCCGCUGCCAUCGGUACUCGUGAGGAGGAUAAGACCCGCCUCAAGCUCCUUGUUGAGGCUGGCCUUGACAUUGUUAUCCUGGACAGCAGCCAGGGUAACAGCAUGUUCCAGAUCGAGAUGAUCAAGUACGUCAAGAAGACUUUCCCCGAGAUCGACGUUAUCGGCGGUAACGUCGUCACACGUGAGCAGGCUGCUGCUUUGAUCUCUGCCGGUGUCGAUGGCCUGAGAAUUGGCAUGGGCUCCGGUAGUGCCUGUAUCACCCAGGAGGUCAUGGCCGUUGGCCGUCCCCAGGCCGCCGCCGUGCGCAGCGUUGCAUCAUUCGCCGCUCGCUUCGGUGUCCCCUGUAUUGCCGACGGUGGUGUCCAGAACAUUGGUCACAUCGUCAAGGGUCUGGCCAUGGGUGCCAGCACUGUCAUGAUGGGUGGUCUCCUUGCCGGUACCACCGAGUCUCCUGGCGAGUACUACGUCAGCAACGAGGGUCAGCUCGUCAAGGCCUACCGUGGCAUGGGUAGUAUCGCCGCCAUGGAGGACAAGAAGGCCGGCAACGGUGCCAAGGACAGCAAGGCCAGCAACGCUGGUACCGCUCGCUACUUCUCCGAGAAGGCCAAUGUCCUUGUCGCCCAGGGUGUGGCUGGCUCGGUCCUUGACCGUGGCUCCGUCACCAAGUUCAUUCCUUACCUUGUCGCCGGUAUCCAGCACUCUCUGCAGGACAUCGGUCGCCCCAGCCUGACCGCUAUGCACGACGGUGUCAACGACGGCACUGUCCGCUUCGAGAUGCGAAGUGCCAGUGCUAUGACCGAGGGUAACGUCCACGGUCUCCACAGCUACGACAAGAAACUUUACGCGUAA